UGUUUCCGUGCCCGGCCGGUGUGGGGUCGCUGUCUGAUGGAGGCAGCUGCCGUGGGAGACCACUCACGCUCCGCAGCCCGACGGCGGACCGCAGCUAUUCGGUUGCGACCGAGCGCCUCGCCCCGCCCCUCCCCGCACCAGGUGCCCCAGCAGCGCCCAUGUGUGGGCGGGGGCGGGCGGUCGUUGCGGGGGGCGUUGAGGCGGGGCGGGGGCUCUCCCAAUGGCCGGGUGCGUUUGUCCCUGUGCCCGCCAUCUCUGCGCCCAGCCUCACCGAGCAGCCCGUGGACCGGCGCCGGCCCCUCGCCAUCGGCUUUCCGCCUUCCCCGAGGGGCAGCCGUGGCCGGCGUGUGUCCCCUGUUGCACCUCUGUGAGGUGAAGGUGAAGAGAGCAGAAAUGACGGCCAGGUGUGAGUAGUGCCGGUUUACCUCCAGUGUUCAGUCAGCGUCUGCCGCUGCGGGGUUGUUGGCAGGGCGGGGAGCGGCGCUGUGACCUGGCUCUGAGGACCGCGAGUGUCUCGGGGUCGGGGGGGGCGCGGGGAGGGAUCCACGAGGGUCCCUCGGUCGUGCCGCCUCCUGCUCUCGUGGGGUGUGUUUAUUAGCACUGAUUGACGCCCUUCUUCGGUCAUCCCCCACCCGUGUUUAUCUGUUCUUCCUCAAACAUACUCUGUCCCUGGAGUCGUUGAGGAGUUUAUCUCGAGGACGUGUUGUGGCUGCCAUGGAUUACUUUUGCUCCUUUAUGUAGGCCGUGAAACUCUGCACUGUAUUUUCAGUCACGAUCUUGAACCUUCCCACGUUUUCAGGAGAUACUGCAAAAGCUAUUUGAGUGAGCAGAAAAGUACAGAAGUUUUACAUUUGAUGCUGAAACCUUACCCUUUGCCCCAUCCUCUCGUUUUCUUGGAAUAUUUUGGCAUACUAAAUAACCUGCCAGCACUGAUGGCACUAAAUCUCUUGAAGCGCACCCUUCUAAGGGCAUUGUGUCUGACAGGAGGGGAAUGUGGGUGGUUACUGUGCUAAAAACUUGCUGUUUGUCACUAUGGGGGAAGCAGUAUCUAAGGUAUGCUUCUCUGGUUCCAUGGGAUGAGGAGGAUGAAGAAUUCUCCAAGAUACCAAGAAAAGAAACACAAAGGAGAGAAAGAAUGAGUACAAGCCAGAUGGGCUUUUUAAAAAGUCAGCUGAAGAAAGCUAUAGGCCAUAGGAAGGCCAUAGUUGACUUUUGUAUAGGUGAUAUUCCAGGAAGAGGCUAUCCCUGCCAGAGCUACAGAGAUAGUAGCGUGUUUGUCCAGGGAACAGCUUUCAGACUGUGACUCUUCCUCUUCACCUACUGUUUUAAAGCAUAAACAAUCAGUGGAUUUGCUUUCUGCCUCCAGAGCCAAUCAUCGUGCCAAAGAACUCAGGAAGUGUGCAGAUGAUGUUUAGGGAAGCCAGGUGAGGAAUGGUAACAAGUUAAUCUUAUGCAAAUAUGUGGCAACUGUCUUUAUUGUUUUACUUGAGCCCUGAAGCUUGAUCCUCUUCCAUUCAAGUAAAUAGAAGAAUCCAGGUGACUUUAAUGGAAAAGGACUGAGCCCCUUUUGCCCACAAUAAACAAAGGAUUUUUUAUGUGCUCUUACCUGAGCUAUACACUAA
Messenger RNA from Grus americana (Whooping crane), 1622 nucleotides. RefSeq lists its product as uncharacterized. Lineage: Eukaryota; Metazoa; Chordata; Aves; Gruiformes; Gruidae. The coding region runs from base 992 to 1303 and encodes 103 amino acids. The record is from RefSeq and is a predicted model, not a curated record. The transcript is spliced from 4 exons.